UUGGUUUUACAGUGUGAAGCGUUUAGCGCGCGGAAUGAUGUCGUCUAUAUCGACCCAAAGAAGAGAGGGAACAUCGCUCGCUUUAUAUCGCAUGGAUGCUUUCCCAACCUCAUCAUGCUAAGAUAUGCCGAAAAUGAUUUACGACUGAGUCAUUCCCGGGCGGUUCUCUUUGCUUCGCAGCCCAUUAUUGGCGGCUCAGAACUGUUUUUUGACUACGGGAACCAAUAUCUGUCUCGAGCCGGAUUCGAUUGUCAGUGCGGCACAAUGUGGUGUGAUUCGGUUGGAAAGCAAUGGCGUUCUGCAUAUCCCACGGAGGAAGAGGUACAAACUUCAUUUGAGGCGUUGAUUAAUUCUUUUUGA
Molecule: messenger RNA, 360 nt
Organism: Strongylus vulgaris
Lineage: Eukaryota; Metazoa; Nematoda; Chromadorea; Rhabditida; Strongylidae
Source: the annotation of a GenBank genome assembly